AUGAAACAGCCCCUGAUCCUGUCCUUUCUCCUGCUGGGGAUGGUUUCUGCUUUUAAUCUGGAGACUGCUCAUCUGGAGAAUCCCAAGAGAGAGGAAAACCUGAAGCAGGAAGCAGAUGGUUCGAGGGAGCAAGGGAGAGAGUUGGUUCUGACUCAAGAGACAAAGCAUACAGAGGGAGAGGAGGUUGAGGGUUCCGAACAUCAAGACAUCUUUGAGGAUGAGGAGGCAAUGGAGUCAGAUCCAGAUGCCUUAAAUAAGGACUCUGCUUGCCCCAAGGAAGAGGACACAGCUCAUUUUCAGGGAACUCCUGGGUGCAAGAGCUGCCACUAUGUGCUGGUGAGGACUCCUGAGACAUUUUAUAAGGCUCAGAGAGUCUGCAGGAGAUGCUACCGAGGCAACCUUGCUUCCAUCCACAGUUAUAGUUUCAACUACCAAAUUCAGAGCUUGGCCAGGAAGAUCAACCAGUCCAUCGUUUGGAUUGGAGGCAUCCUCAGGGGAUGGUUCUUCUGGAAGAAGUUUUGCUGGACGGAUGGGAGCUGCUGGGAUUUUGGAUACUGGGCCCCAGGGCAGCCUGGGAGUGGCGGAGGACACUGUGUGACUCUGUGUACCAAAGGGGGCCAUUGGCGAAGAGCUUCAUGCCAAAGUCACCUGCCUUUCAUUUGCUCCUUCUAA
Mus caroli (Ryukyu mouse) is the source of this 672-nucleotide messenger RNA. RefSeq names its product proteoglycan 3, pro eosinophil major basic protein 2 (gene Prg3). The record is from RefSeq and is a predicted model, not a curated record. Gene Ontology annotation, biological process: immune response. NCBI's taxonomy places the organism in Eukaryota, Metazoa, Chordata, Mammalia, Rodentia, Muridae.